AUGGUUUUCGUAGUAGUGUUCGACGUUGCGAUGUGUCUGGAUCCGAGCAGAUCAGCGACAUGCUACGAAAUAACAGAGCAUUGGCUGAAAAACAUUGCUACCUAUGCUAUUGACAAAAGAACGCCGCCUAUAAUCUUGGUCGGCUCCCACCUUGACCAGGUGUCAUCAAAUAAAGAAAAACAGGAGGAAGAGUUUAUAAAAGUGCUGGAAAAGCUACAAGAGAACCCACAGUUGUGUGCGAUCAUGCAAAACCAUGUUCAGGACAUGGUCCCUAUUGCCGAUCUUAAUGACUCUACAAUUAACAAGGACGUUUACGAAGCAAUGUGGGAAACGCUUAUUGAUGUUGCGCCACUUCAGUCCCAGUGGCAAAAGGCUCAGCCCGCGAGAUGGGUGGCAUUGGAGCACGAACUCGUCCGGUUAAAGAACAGAGGAAAAAUCAUCCUGACAUAUGAAGAAUUGCUAAACGUCAACCGACAUUUACCGGUGCCAUUGGCUGAAAUCGAAGUCAUGGAUUUUCUAAGGGCCUUAAAAUUCGCGGGGUCAUUUCUCUGCUUUGAUCUCUAUAGCAAAAACCCUUUCGCAAUUCUUCAGCCCCAGUGGGUCAUCGAUGCCUUCAAGGCAAUCAUGACAGCACCAAAGUUCAAAGUCAACCUACCGCCGAAAAUGAAACUUGAGUGGACAAAAUAUGAAAAAACUGGUGUUCUGUCCGUGGAAUUCCUCACACAGCUUUGGAAAGACAGGUUCCUUGAUGAUAUGGAUACACUCAACAUCGUGAUGGAAACCCUUAGUCUUCUAGCAAAGCCAGUCUCAGAUGAUCCUAAUGUAGAGGUUGACUACUUUAUAGUGCCAAGUAUGCUACAAACUGCGGAUCCUCAGAUGAUUCAACAAAUACUUGAUGAUCCUAAUACUGUCACCACUGUCACUCUCUGUCUCAUGUUCAAACACCCGUUCAUCCCACAGGCAGUGUGGGACAAGAUGAUUGCCUCCUGUAUACACAGGUUCCAGCGACUGAAGGAACCCGAGUAUGACGGCUCAAAGUUCAUCCAGCGCGGCUUUGCUAGUCUGACGGUGGAUGCUUUGUGGAACACGGUCAUCAACUGCAGGGACAAUGCCAUGAAGAUCACAAUGUUCAAGAGAGAUACGGAUAAACUAACAAAAGGAGCUGGAAUAAACUUACUGAAGAUACUACACUUUCUCAUACAAAUUCUACCUCCACAAUGA
Messenger RNA from Pecten maximus, 1221 nucleotides. Its product is annotated as probable serine/threonine-protein kinase pats1. Lineage: Eukaryota; Metazoa; Mollusca; Bivalvia; Pectinida; Pectinidae. The coding region runs from base 1 to 1221 and encodes 406 amino acids. The transcript is spliced from 5 exons. The record is from RefSeq and is a predicted model, not a curated record.